Molecule: messenger RNA, 384 nt
Organism: Asparagus officinalis (garden asparagus)
Lineage: Eukaryota; Viridiplantae; Streptophyta; Magnoliopsida; Asparagales; Asparagaceae
Exons: 2
Coding region: 1-384 (127 amino acids)
Source: RefSeq, a predicted model, not a curated record
AUGGCUGAACCAACUCGACCCGAAUUUGAAAUAUUGGACUCAAAAGGACUUGAGUACCACUGUUGGAUUUAUGAUGUGGAAACUACUUUCAUGGGAAAGGACUACAUUUCCACAAUCAUACCAUUCGCUGACCCCAACGACGAAGAACCAUCUGACAAAGUCAAAGAAAAUGCUCUAAUGUUUAUGCGGUGGCAUAUUGACCAACUGACUGUCCAGUGGAAUGAAAUCUGCUUGCUUGACUACAAAAGGGUCAAUGACUUUAACAAGGACAUGUUGCGCUUAAAAGCAUGUCUCACCUUCUGUGGAAAGGAAAUCACAGAAGCUGAUAUGAUACAAAAAACUCUCUCCACUUUUCCUACUUCAGCACUUAUACUAGCAAACUAG